Ixodes scapularis (black-legged tick) is the source of this 1391-nucleotide messenger RNA. RefSeq lists its product as uncharacterized. The record is from RefSeq and is a predicted model, not a curated record. The transcript has a single exon. Bases 32 to 1234 code for a protein of 400 amino acids. Gene Ontology annotation, molecular function: nucleic acid binding; zinc ion binding. NCBI's taxonomy places the organism in Eukaryota, Metazoa, Arthropoda, Arachnida, Ixodida, Ixodidae.
GCGCCCGGCAGUCGAAGAGUGCGGACGCGCGAUGGCUCGCUCUGAUAGCGAGGUGAUAACGGCCGACGCCGGCCGCGGUGACAGGCAUUUUUGCAUCCCUGCCGACUACCGGAUCGUGCUGCCGACGUUGCCGGUUGGAGACAAAGGAAAAAAUCAAGUCUACCUUCACUGCGAUGUGAACGCCAGGCCUAUAAGGAUCGUCGACUUCAAGGAGCCCUUGGAAAAAGCAGACCUUCGAAAGGAUGUAGCAGGGCUAGGUGUGUGCCAAAUGGGACACGUGUGGCUCUGUAGCCUAAAAAGUGCGGCAGCGAAAGAACGACUGCUACAGCUUGGCCGGCUCACGGUGAAGGGAAAGCUGUGCAUCCCCGUAGACCCCAACCGGCAGGAAGUUCGGGCCAAGUUACAUUGGGUCCCGUUCGACGUAUCCAACGACACUCUCCGGAAGGCACUGGAAGAGUACGGCACAGUUCACGAGGUGACCAAAGAGAAGUGGCGAGUGGAAGGCUUUGAAGACAUCGAGUCGACCACCAGGAUCGCUAAACUGACACUCAAGGAAGGCAAGACGCCGGAGAACCUACCUCAUCAGCUAAGGCUUCAGGGGGGCACGAUCCUCGUUGUCGUACCCGGGCGGGCGCCGUUAUGCCUGCGGUGCCGAAGGCAAGGACAUAUACGACGCGAUUGCCGUGUACCUCGGUGCGGGCAUUGCCGUGGCUUCGGACAUGUCGCCCAAGACUGUGCACGCACGUACGCGAGUGCUGUAGUCAGCCGAGCGAGCGACGAGGGAUGCGACCUCAUCAUGGAUGAAGCGGAAGCAGAGGAGGCCGCAACAUCGUCGACGCCAUUUGAAAGGGCACAGCAAGACAAGGCGACAGUCGAAGGUCAAGACAACAAGAGAGCGGAGGCGAAAGUCAGAGACGAAAAGCGCACGGUGACGGCUCCUGAAGCCAACGAAAACGAGGGGCAGGCGACAACGCCUGGAAAACCUUCACCGGAUGAACUGGCUGUGAUGGCGAUGGGGAGCACCGGCACCGAGUCGGCAGCCAUCGAGUGUGAGCCAGCCAUGGAACUGGAUCCCUCAAAGGUGAAACGGCGACUGGCCGACGAGUCUCCGAAAAACGGCGCACCGGUACAGCAGUGGUCUGAGGGGGAGUUUCAGCUGAUAGGUAAAAAAGGUCGCUACGUCAGCAAACUGCGGUCCUCGUCGCUGACCCGCGACGGGGGUCUGUCGCAGUGAGUAGUGACCCUGGUAUAAUAUGACGCAAAGGGUAACCGCCGGAAGCUGGGUCUGACACUAUAAAAAACGGCACAACUAGCGUCUGGUCUGCGCAUAGGGACCCUUAACGUUAGGGGACUUGCGGCACGCCGCCGACAGUGCCAGCUGAGUCGCCUUC